Messenger RNA from Paraglomus occultum, 419 nucleotides. Lineage: Eukaryota; Fungi; Glomeromycota; Glomeromycetes; Paraglomerales; Paraglomeraceae. The record is from the annotation of a GenBank genome assembly.
AUAGAUACUCUCAAGGACAAGAUUCGUCAUUGGAGAAUGCAUUGGCUUCGAAAGAUGACGAAUUGAAACAAAUAAAAGAUGAUCUGGCCUUGAAAAAUUCAGAGAUACACUCCUUAGAAUCCAAGUUAUCGUCAGAACCAAUCAAGAUCGGCGGUGAGGCAGAUGAAAAAAAAAUACCGAAUUCUAUCUCACGGAGUGAUGAUGCUAUCGCAUCUGAUAUACCUAGUAAAGAUCUCAAUCAAUAUUUUAUACGUGGAAAAGGUAUGGAUCAAGUUGGAAAAAUUGAUACUGAUAUAUGCCUUGGCAUGAGCUCCACUCUACCAGAUCACACUGAUGAUAAAAGUGUCUCUAUACUUCAAGGCUCGAAGAGCCAUGAGUGUAACUCAUGCCAGCAAACGACGAUAACUAAAGAAGCGUGA